Culicoides brevitarsis is the source of this 926-nucleotide messenger RNA. RefSeq lists its product as uncharacterized. The record is from RefSeq and is a predicted model, not a curated record. Lineage: Eukaryota; Metazoa; Arthropoda; Insecta; Diptera; Ceratopogonidae. The coding region runs from base 17 to 874 and encodes 285 amino acids. The transcript is spliced from 3 exons.
AUUUCGUACGGUAAAGAUGAAGAUUUUUCUAGUUUCGUUUGUUUGCUUGUUCGUUGGAACUUUUGCGACGCAAGAUUGUGAUGUGUCGAAGUGCGAAGGCUUUCAAACGCUUUACAAAGAGCUCGGAUGUAAAGCAGUUGUUAAAGAAGGCAGUUGUUGUCCCGUGAAAUACGAAUGUCCCGAUUUUACGGCAAGAAAUAAGGAUAAAUGUCACUUGAAUGGGCAGGAAUUUGAUGUGAAUUCAGAACUCCCAAAAGCUCUUACGGAUAAACUUUGUGUGCCUUAUUGUCAUUGCGUGAAGCAUGAUCCAGAAGCUCCCGCUAAAUUAGAUUGCGGACAUUACGAUUGCCCUGAAUAUUUCAGUGGUUUGUCUGAUCCAUCGUGCGUGUUAACUUACGAUCUUGAUGGUUGUUGUAGCUCGGGACAACUUUGUGGCAAAGAAGCUCAAGAAAAAGCUGCCAAAUGUUAUUUGGAGGGCAAAGAAUACAUGGAAGGACAAAAAAUGUAUGCCGAAGACUUUUCCUGCGUUUGUACUUCGAGCUUUGAUAACUCGACUCUCGUGAAUAAUCCGAAUUGCAAAGCUUCGGCAUGCGGAUUUGAGAUGCAUUAUGCACCAAAAUUGCAAAAAGGAUGCGUUCCGAUAUAUUAUGCUAAUAAUCAAGCAUGCCCAAUUGAUUGGAAAUGUCCAAAUGCCGAAAAGGAUCAAGUCCUUAAGAAGAGUCUUUCUGCCAACGAUGAAACCGAACAUUGUACCUUUGGAUCCUUGAAAGUUGCUGUCGGAGACGAAGCUGCUACCGAAAGCAAAGAAACAACAUGCAAAUGUGUCGUUCCUCCAUUCGUCGAAUGCGUUCGUCAAAAACAUCCAAACUACUAAAGGAGAUUCCGCGGAGUUAAUUUCAAUAUAAAUUUUUAUUUUUUACUCCUUA